CUUUAGCUGAACGAAUUGAGUCAGUAAACCAUGGCUAAAGCUUCUAACGCGUGUAGAUUUCGAACUCCCAAAGACGAAGAAGAAGAGUCGGCUUUGCUGGUGGAGUCGACACCAAAAUCAACUUUGUACAAGACCAAAUGGUCUGUUGAGCUUUUUAAAACGUGGCAGAUAUCCCGUAAAAUCAAGUAUCCUUCAUUUGAAGUCGCAAACGCGUUUAAAGAAUCAUUGAAGGAAAUGUCCGCGGUUUCUCUUAACUACUGGCUGUCUAAAUUUAUACAGGAAGUUGCCAACAAGAAUGGAGGCCGAUAUCCUCCUCGCACGUUGUAUCAGAUUGUGUGUGGAAUUAAACGUUAUUUAGAACAGGAGAAUGGUGGUGCUGCCCUAAACCCUUUGGAUAACAGCGAUAAGAGGUUUURUAUUUUCAGACGAAUUCUAGACGCUGAGAUGAAAGACGCAACUCGUGAAGGAGUCCAUAUUGCCACUAAGAAGCCAGAGAAAGAAGCUGUGACUGAUGAAGAGGAAAAGCUUUUCUGGGAGAAAGACCUUCUAGGCAAGAAAACAGCAGCAACUCUGCUACAUACAAUCUAUUUCUACAAUGGGAAGCUAUUUGGAUUGAGAGGGGCCGAGCACAGAAGUCUAACAGUGCAAAAUUUUGAAUUAGGCCCUAAUUUCAUCAAAUUUGAGGAGAAUACAUCCAAAACUUUCCACGGGGGGCUCAAAGAUCUCAAAUACACUCCCAAGAUUGUAAAGCAUAUUUGCCAUAAAGUUGACGAAGAACACGAUCCAUGCCUCGUAGAGCUAUACCGUCUUUACAUUGGCCUUGUACAAUUCAAAAGUAAAAGUUCUAGUGCAUUCUACUUCAGACCUAGCUCAACUAAGUUUCUUUAUGAGAAACGUCCAGUGGGUAUCCAUACUUUAGACAAAAUUCUGCCUUUGAUGUGCAAAGAAGCAGGAAUAAAGCCUAAAACCUCCCAUAGCCUUCGUGUUUCAUGUGCAUCUAAGCUAUUCAAUGCAGGCAUUCCCGAAAAGAUGAUCCGCGAAAGGACAGGGCACAGGUCAAAUGCACUAUUCAUGUACGAGAAAGCAAGAUACUGGUUGGUAAUGCUUUACAGUACCUUGUACUUUCUCAGGCCAUCCUUGAGAGCAAUAUUGGAACAACAGCUGACAUGYUUCAUCUUCGUUUUGGUGACGAACGAUUCUUUCCAGCUGUAGGUUUGAAACUGGUAGAUCUUUGAUCACUUGGUCUACAAAUGCUUGACUUGUUAGAUGCAGCUCGUUCUCCUC
Messenger RNA from Exaiptasia diaphana, 1284 nucleotides. Its product is annotated as zinc finger MYM-type protein 4-like. Lineage: Eukaryota; Metazoa; Cnidaria; Anthozoa; Actiniaria; Aiptasiidae. The transcript is spliced from 4 exons. Gene Ontology annotation, biological process: DNA recombination; DNA integration. Bases 31 to 1212 code for a protein of 393 amino acids. The record is from RefSeq and is a predicted model, not a curated record. Gene Ontology annotation, molecular function: DNA binding.